UUCAGCGGGAAGAAAGGAGGAGGCUAGGGGAUGGUUUGACCUUUUGACCUAUCCCGCGUCGUCAUCCUCCCGCAGACGUGCUGCUGACGUAGGCGGUCCGCCACAUGUUCGAACGUGCCGUGAACCCGCGGCAGCACGGCACGUUCGGAUCAAGGCGACGUUCUACGUGGGGAAGUGAAGACGGCGUGAGUCACGGGAACCAGGCGGGGGACAGGUAGACCCGGGCUCCUUCGCCAGUGAGACUCACGUAUUCUACCAGUCAGUGGAACGACUGAAACGACGCGGCAGAGGGUUUUUUUUUUUACCGGCGGUGCUGCUCCGUGGCUCCUUUCGCCCCGCUGAAGUCGCGUAAGCGGAGCGGCUCCGGACAUGGGGGUGGUUUAUUCCGAGCCGGCCUGUCAGUUCGCAUAUGACGGCAACUUGCGCCAGCUGUACCACCUUCUGAAAGACAACCCCAAGACCCUCAACGUCCAAGAUGCGGAUAACGGAGACACGCCUCUCACCGCUGCCUGUCGCCGUGGUAACCAGAGGGUGGUCCAGUACCUGUUGGACCACCGGGCAGACGUCAGUGUAAGAAACAAGAAACAGAGGACGUGUCUGCACUAUGCAGCCAAGAGGACCUUCUCCUUCCUGGACUACCUGAUGAUCACCAUCCUCAUGCCCAUACUGCUGCUGGGAUACUUCAUCAUGGAGGAGAAGCAGAGGAAGAACGUGAAUCUGAUGAAGCUGGUGCUGAGCAGCGAGGUGCAGAUCAAUGCUGUGGACUAUAAAGGGAACACAGCGCUCCACUACGCCUGUCAGAGGAAAAGCCACAGACUGGUUCCUCUGCUGCAGGAAAAAAAUGCUGAUCUCACGAUAAAGAACAACAAUGGAGAGACAGCAUUGGAUAUUGCUACUCGACUCAAUUUUAAGAAGAUUAUCGUCCUGUUGCGGAAGGCUGACUGAAAGACGGAUGAAUGCACAGACAGGACGGACAGGAAAUACAGCGUGACAUCAAAAAGACCUGAAAUCUGCCUGAGGUCACAGGACAGCCUUACCGUGUUCCUGGAUGAGACGGCGGCUUCAGUAGCAGAGAUUUACAGCCAAUACUUACUUUUGUUUGAAGGAGUAAGAAAAGUUAUCGUAGGACGGGGGAAGGGAAACCGCUUCUAACCCCAAAAUAAAGUUAUUUAUUGAAACAAAAAAAAUAGAUGCAUGGACAGAAACCCCUUCAGACUUCAUACAGCUGUUCCAUGCAUUAACACUUGAGGCUCUGGCUGUUGGUGUGGAUACAGCCUUCCUCACUGAUUCUACGAGUGUUUGACAACUACAAAUAGUUUUCCCGUUGCAUUAAAAGUGAUUCUCUUUGGUUAGCGUUCUAAUAUUUUGCCUUUGGAAACCGUUUCCCUGUAUCUACUCUACACCUUUCAGGUUUAUACUUACAUUAGUCCAGUGAUAGCAUGCACAGCUAGUUUGUUUGGGUUUUUUUUUUGUCCUGCAACAAGGCAUACAGAUACUGCCGAUAUUUUACCUGUAAGGAUUCCAAAGCAUCCCCACUACAUGUUGUGAAAGAAUGUGAAGAUAAAUGUAUAAUGGUGUGAUAUAGUUUUAUAAGCCCUCAUAAUGCCCUUUUUGUUAAUAGAGAUGUUAGAUAGGAAAGUGGAGAACAAAACUGCCACAGAUCAUUAAACAUUUCUCUGUGCA
This is a messenger RNA of Lampris incognitus (smalleye Pacific opah), 1683 nucleotides long. RefSeq names its product ankyrin repeat domain 22 (gene ankrd22). The record is from RefSeq and is a predicted model, not a curated record. The transcript is spliced from 6 exons. Gene Ontology annotation, molecular function: protein binding. Bases 370 to 945 code for a protein of 191 amino acids. NCBI's taxonomy places the organism in Eukaryota, Metazoa, Chordata, Actinopteri, Lampriformes, Lampridae.